Messenger RNA from Bradysia coprophila, 1548 nucleotides. RefSeq lists its product as uncharacterized. NCBI's taxonomy places the organism in Eukaryota, Metazoa, Arthropoda, Insecta, Diptera, Sciaridae. Gene Ontology annotation, cellular component: extracellular region. The record is from RefSeq and is a predicted model, not a curated record. Gene Ontology annotation, molecular function: chitin binding.
UUUGUGUGCUUGAGAUGGCUUCACUACCUGCUAUUUUAAACCGCUGCAGUCGCAAAAAAAAAACACUAACUUAACUCUGAACGAAAGGUGUUCAAAUUCAUUGUUCAUCUUUAUCAAAAAUGUUAGCGAAAUGAUCUCAACUAACAAAACCAAACGACUGCAGCCGAUAAAAAAAUGUGAACGCAUUUCGUACUAAUUUAGAAAUUGGUCAACCAAUUAAUUGUAAUUUGAUAAAUUAUUUGCGAUGUUUUCGUUGCGAUAAUAAUCUUCGAAACAAUUUUUUUCUUUUAUAUAAAAGCGAAAAUCAAAGGCUAUCAAUUUAGUUUCGAAUCGAAAUUUUUGUGUACUUGAGAUGGCUUCACUACCUGCUAUAGUACUCUUAUUGUUCGUGUCUAUAUCGGCUAUCGGAGCGAGCACUCUAAGAUGUCCCGGCCAUCUGUUUACAAAUGCUGUAAUAUCGCACCCUUACGAUGUGACCAAGUACUAUAAAUGUCACUCAUCUAGAUACUUGAUUGAAAUGCAAUGCGAUCCAGGAAUGGAGUUUAGUUCGCAUCGUGCGAUUUGUAUGAAAUCUGCCAAUUACGUGAGCGUUGUGCAACAAAAUGAUGAAGUUACUACACCAUGUGCCUGCCCAACAACAACUCCUUGUUCAAAUUCACCACCGCCACCUUGUGAGAUCGAAACAACAACAACUACUACAACUACGACCACGACUACUACUACCACAACUACUCCGUGCUCAUGUCCUACACAACCAUCUUGUCCAACUACUACUACACAGCAAACACCAGGUCCACCAACAACUACUACACAGCAGACUCCGGGUCCACCGACUACUACUACACAGCAAACACCAGGUCCACCAACUACUACUACACAGCAAACACCAGGUCCACCGACCACUACUACACAGCAAACACCAGGUCCACCAACAACUACUACACAGCAGACUCCGGGUCCACCGACUACUACUACACAGCAAACACCAGGUCCACCAACUACUACUACACAGCAAACACCAGGUCCACCGACCACUACUACACAGCAAACACCAGGUCCACCAACAACUACUACACAGCAGACUCCGGGUCCACCGACUACUACUACACAGCAAACACCAGGUCCACCAACUACUACUACACAGCAAACACCAGGUCCACCCACUACUACUACACAACAAACACCAGGUCCACCAACUACUACUACACAGCAAACACCAGGUCCACCAACUACCACUACUCAGCAAACACCAGGUCCACCAACUACUACCACAACACGCUGUCCCGAAGAUGAAUGCAAGGAAGGCGAAAGAGAAACAUCUACAGGUAUACCUUCCGUCACACCAUCACCUCCAGAUUAUUGCCAAAGUGGCGAAGAAGAUGUAGAUAGGCCUAUCAUUACAACGUCAUUCCCAUGCUAAAAACGAAAUGCUUGCGACAAGUUUUUGUUUUUCUUAAAAAAAUGUUACGAAUCAAAAUUAUUAUAAACGAAUAUUAUCUUAUCGAAGAAAUUUUAAAACAAUUAAUAACAAACAAACGUACAUCAUGA